Molecule: messenger RNA, 1413 nt
Organism: Macrosteles quadrilineatus (aster leafhopper)
Lineage: Eukaryota; Metazoa; Arthropoda; Insecta; Hemiptera; Cicadellidae
Exons: 4
Coding region: 313-585 (90 amino acids)
Source: RefSeq, a predicted model, not a curated record
GCAAGAUGGCAUCAGUCUGGAAGAAGAUUGGCGAGGCUUAGGACGGGGUCGGAUCGAGUAGGCCCCACUUAAUAUAUCAGGAUUGGUAAAAUCUGCCACCUGAAUACGUCCUAGGCCAAAACUACUUCACCUACUCAGCCCACGCCGAGAGAAGAGGUUCCAGGGGGUCGUCAUCCGCCAUCGAGGACCAGUAUCAACCACCGAGUCAUCCAACAACGGAGACAAGGGGAGGCCUGGACAUCACGAGACGUCACCUCGGGGAAUCAUCUACCCUCAAGAUCUUCUCCUCGGUUUGGCCGUAAGAUCGCCCUGAUGAUCUCCCUGGUACUACAGAUCACCCUUGGCCUGAUCCUAGCUGUCACAGAGUCCCUCACUGUCUACAUGGUAGGCAGAGCCAUCCUGGGCUUCGUCUGUGUCAGUGUCGUCUUCAGUGGCUUUGUACUUUAUUCACUACCAGAGACCACUUUCAUGCACAUGACACGAGAGGCAAGGCUAAGCUGGAUCUACCCCAACACUGGUUGGCCAAAACAGACAAAAUUAACAACCAAGAACAAGCAAAACGAACUAUUAAGAAGGGGAGGAUGAAGCAUCUUAAUAUAUAUAAGAAACUUUAUCGUAAGUAUUGAUAAACGUUUCUCCUAUAGUUGUUAACUAAUGUCAUUGACUAUUGGAUACUGAAGAAGACUUCCUAUUUAUAUGGUUAGCUAUGACUAAUUUGUUCUUAAAAAUGUAGAUGUGAGAAAAAGUCACAAAGUACACUUUAAAGUUUUAAUUACAAGUUUUAUACCUUACUAGCUGACCCGACAGACGUCGCCCUGUCCUAAUGUGGUUUUAUGUCAAAUGCUCGUUUAUUUUCAAGAUGACCUCGUUCACAUGGCUCAAUCAUGUCCUAGUCGAAGUUUGUUUGCUACGCUCACUCACCUUUAGGUUGGAGCUCGUUCGCUGCUCUCACUUGCCUUCAGGUUAGCUCGUUUGCUACGCUAACUCUCCUCCAAGUUGAAGUUUGUUCGCUACGCUCACUCACCUUUUGGUUACAAAUUAGCUGUUUUCAUAAAUUUAAAAAAUAAUAUUACUGCACCCUGUUGGUAAACAUAUUAACUUUUUAAUGUUAUUGCACAUCACAGAAUUCUUUUGUUUAGUUGAUCCAGCUGUUAAGAUUCUAUGAUUCCAUUUUAAUAUAUGUACGCAUAAGAUUAACUUGGGAAACUCCAGAACCACUGGGGUAGAGCCCUUUUAACCACCAAACUUCACACAAACCAUCCUUGAAUAAUGCUUAAUAAUGCCUGAAAGUUUCAUUACAAUCUGUCUAGUGGUUUUGGAGUCCAUAAAGGGCAAACAAACAAACAAACAAGCAAACAAACAUACAUUGGUAUUAUAUAGACUGUCCCAAAAGUCCCGGACCGGUUUAAUAUU